Messenger RNA from Salmo salar (Atlantic salmon), 7077 nucleotides. Its product is annotated as FERM and PDZ domain-containing protein 4. Gene Ontology annotation, cellular component: cytoskeleton. The record is from RefSeq and is a predicted model, not a curated record. Gene Ontology annotation, molecular function: protein binding. NCBI's taxonomy places the organism in Eukaryota, Metazoa, Chordata, Actinopteri, Salmoniformes, Salmonidae.
CCCAGGCAAUUCUGAGCAUCCCUCCCUAUCUCUCCCCACCCCUCUCACUUUUGUAAAGGGGUGAAGACCAGGGGGACGGAUGGCUCCUCUCUUCUCCCCGGAGGACGUGUGAGUGCUGGGAUUUGUGAUUUGAGUCCCUCCUCCUUUCCUUCCCCUCCCUCCCUCCCUCUCUCAUUCCUCCAUUCCCCCCUCCUUCUCUUCAUCACCUCCCUCUCCUUCUUCGCUUUUAUUCUCAAUAUAGCUCUGGACCGGCACAAUCUUCCAGCUCAGCUGAGAUGGAGACCACCCAGAGAGGGCUCAGCGUUGCCCACCACGGCCAGGAGGAGAGUGGGGUAGAGCGGACUGGCUAGUCAGAGGGGGGUCCUUCACUGGCCCACCCUAUACCCUCUCAAGGGCUUUACUCUGGAUAGGCAGGACAGGUCUUAAGGCUUAGCGCUUUCAGCAAGGAAUGACACUUCUGCUUGUUGGACUUCUCCAAUGUUUUAGCAAUGUUACUUACUGAAUCCUGAUUAUGGAGAUUGUGAAAAUGUGGUUUUCCCUACUCUGGAUUUGAAUCUGGAUCUAAUCGCCAUCUGGAGUGCCUGAGUUUUUACAGCCGUAACUCAAACGCAUGGACGUCUUUGGUUUCGCGAAGAUGGCAAAGCUGUCAGGCCACAAGACCAAAUCAUCGGGCUGGCCUCCCCCCCUCUGGAUCCUGGGGCACCCUGCCGGGAACCCCCUAUGGCUGGGACAUGGGCUCUUCCAGGGACGGCCGAGACUACUUCAGCAACCACGUGUCCCAGAGCAGCUCCCUGGAGGAGGUGCACCGUCUGGAUGGGGUGCAGCAGGUACCCCCUGCCCCCCGGCUGGUGGAGAUGAGACGGGACCCCGUCCUGGGGUUCGGCUUCGUGGCCGGGAGCGAGAAACCGGUGGUGGUCCGCUCCGUCACGCCUGGAGGUCCAUCGGAGGGAAAGCUGAUCCCAGGAGAUGAGAUCAUUAUGAUCAACGACGAGGCAGUCAGCUCAGCGCCCAGGGAACGAGUCAUCGACCUCGUCAGAAACUGUAAGGAGUCCAUUAUGUUGACUGUUGUCCAGCCAUACCCUUCGCCCAAAUCUGCGUUCAUCAGUGCAGCCAAAAAAGCCAAGCUCAAGUCCAAUCCGGUCAAAGUGCGCUUCGCAGAAGAGGUCAUCAUUAACGGUCAGGUUCCGAACACAGUCAAGGACAACUCUCUCCUCUUCAUGCAGAACGUUCUGAAGGUGUACCUGGAGAACGGGCAGACCAAGUCGUUUCGGUUCGACUGCAGCACAUCCAUCAAGGAUGUUAUCAUGACCCUACAAGAGAAGCUGUCCAUCAAGUGCAUUGAGCACUUCUCCCUGAUGUUGGAGCAGCGGACGGAGGGAUCGGGCAGCAAGCUGCUACUCUUGCAUGAGCAGGAGAUGCUAACUCAGGUGACACAGAGGCCGGGGUCUGAUAAGAUGAAAUGUUUCUUCAGAAUCAGCUUCGUCCCCAAGGACCCGGUGGAUCUGCUCAGACGGGAUGCUGUGGCGUUUGAAUACCUCUACGUUCAGAGCUGUAACGAUGUGGUUCUGGAGCGCUUUGGCUCAGAGAUGAAGUACGACGCCGCGCUACGAUUGGCCGCUCUGCAGAUGUACGUCCUCACUAUGACGUCCAGGCAGAUGCAGAAGGUCUCGCUCAAAUACAUCCAAAAGGAGUGGGGUCUGGCCCUUUUCAUCCCACCAGCAGUGAUGACCAGCAUGAAGGAGAAGAACAUCAAGAAAGCACUGACGCACAUCCUCAAAACCAAUCAGAACCUAGUGCCUCCAGGAAAAAAGUUGACUGCAUUGCAGGCUAAAGUGCACUACUUGAAGUAUCUCAGUGAGCUGAGGUUGUAUGGAGGGAGAGUGUUCAAAUCCAUACUUUUGCAAGGGGAGAAGCAGACAGAGGUGACCUUGCUAGUGGGGCCCAGGUACGGCAUCAGUCACGUGAUCAACGCCAAGACCAACCUGAUGGCCCUGCUGGCAGACUUCAGCCACGUGAACCGCAUCGAGAUCCUCACAGAGGAUGAUAUCAACGUCCGCGUGGAGUUACACGUCAUGGAUGUCAGGCCCAUCACGUUGAUAAUGGAGUCUAGUGAUGCCAUGAACCUGGCGUGUCUGACAGCAGGGUACUAUCGACUCCUAGUGGACUCUAGGAGAUCUAUCUUCAACAUGGCCCACUGCAACAGCAUCGCUGAAGAAAUGGAUCAGGACAAUCUUCUGGAGUGGCCGUACAGCACUUCGUUAGGCAACUGUGCUGCCAGCCAGGACGAGCGUUACAGCAGUGACAUGGACUUCUCUAACAAUGGAGGGAGAGAGAACAACAUCUCUCCCUACAUCCCCGAGCCCCAACACCAUACCCUAACCCUGCAGCAGAACGAGAGGCCGUCGGAGGGGCGGAGGAGUCCCCAGGCCCCACCUCUCCCCCCCGCCAGAAACAAACCCCAAAACUCCCCCCGGAGCGCCAAGGUCUCCUUCAUCUUCGGAGACCCCCCUUUGAACACUGUGAAUCCCCAGAACUUUGGCUACGAGCGCCUGAUGGAUGAGAGUCCCGAGGUGCCUGAGCACAGGCCCAUAGCCUACUUGCACAACAAUGUCAACAACACGGGGGACUUUAGGACCCAGGUGCCCGUACCCUUCCAAUUCGCCGACGGCAGGCCGCAUGUGGUCUACAGCAACAUCGGCGAGGAGCUGGUGGAGGAACCGCUGCUAAGGGACCUUUGCUAUGCAGACACCACGGACGACGCCGAGGAUGAGGACGAUGCCAGCUGUGAGGAAGACUCUACCGGGACGGGGGGGGGGGAGGGUGGAGGGGGCGGCACGACGGCGGCGAGCAAAGCCACGAUCCUCACCCUCUCGGGCUCCAGCGAUGACAUCAUCGACCUGACCUCACUUCCUCCCCCCGAGGGGGGCGAUGAUGACGAUGAUGAUACUGACGGUGUCCUCCAUUCGCUAAAUCUCGCCAUUGCCGCCCCACCCCCGGGGUUCAGAGACAGUUCUGAUGAGGAGAGUCCCGAGGGUCGCCCUUUGGCCACUGCCGACAACAAUGACAUGCCUGUGUCGCUGAUCGACGCUGUCCCCACGGGGUCGCAUGGCGAGGGGAGUGGCAGGGAAAGGAGUCUGGAGGAUGCCAUGGUAACAACCCUGCAGGCACUGGAAGCCCUGACCGUGUCCGAGGAGAGGCCACACCCACCACGCCCACAGCGACCACAGCCCAACAGUAACCCAGGUGUGAAAAUGUCUCGAGCUUUCAGUCCUGAGUCUUCCUCUGACUCAGGCAAUGAGACCAACUCCUCAGAGAUGACCGAGGCCACGGAGCAGGCCGCCGCCCACAAACUCAUCCACGAGAACCACAGGCGCCUCCUUAUCGCCACCUCCGAGGGCUACCAGCCUUUGACGGAGGAAAAGACAGACUUCCCCGUCUCGCCCAGAGUGGCCACCCAAAAGAAAGCCCACAGCCCCUCCCACCAUCGAGACGGCGGGCCUCCGUCGUCCACCAUGCUCCUUAAACAGACCCUCCAUCCAGAUGGCAUAGAGCUGGAUCCAGAAACCACUGAUUUUCUGACUAACCUUUCCUCCGGCUUCAGCAAGCGACCCAACUCCGUGGUUGUUGGAGGGAAACGGCUAAAAAAGUUGGCCGACACCAAUGGGAAGUUCAACACGUUCAGUACCAGAGACGGCCACAGGGGAAGCCAGCUGGAUGUGGAGCGUACCUCGUUCUGCGAGAGGCUGCAGAGAAGGCCGCCUCUUCCUCUACCAGAGAAUUCCAUCUCCAUCAUGGCGGAGAACCUGGCGGUGAACAGCCUGCCAAGGAGUCACCGCAGGCUGCCGCGCCCCCCUCCCCCACACCCUGAACGGACAGAGCCUGAGGAGGAACCGGGGGAGGCUGCAGUGGGGGACACUGGGGCGAUGGGCGGCCAGGAGGAAGAGUACCUGGGGGGAGCGGCAGGUCCCUUCCCCUCCUCCCCUACCAAGAAGCCCCGGGACUCCCCCGGUGGACAGGGAGAUGCCCCAGGGGAGCAGCUGCAGCAAGUGAGGCAAGGGGUUGCCCGGCUUUGUGAGUACCACCUAGCCAAACGGAUCUCGUCCCUCCAGAGCGAGGCUCACAACUCCCUGCAGGGCUCCCAGUGCUCAUCGCUGGACGCGGGCUGCAGCACAGGGAGCAGCGCCUGUGGCACCCCAACGGAUUCGCCCCUCUGUGCCCCCGACGGCAACCACCACCCGCUCUGCGAAUCUUCCACGUCCCUCAGGGUUUUCACCUACGAGGACAAGGCUCCCCAUGGCACCCCGGGCCAGAUCCCUGGGGGCAGGGACCUCCACCCCCAAGCAGACCCCACACUCCUGCGGAAGAUGCUGCCCAACAUACACCCUCCUGGGUCAGACACCAGCAGAGAAGGUUCCCUCCGGUCGGCCAAGAUGAAAGAAACCACAGGUAGUACAGCUAGAAGGAGUAACCUUCAAAAUGAUCUGCAUGCCAAGACAGCCUGUGUAAGGGGUGCUAACCCCAAGGAGGGGAACGAGUCCUAUAGGCAGCUCAUUAACUACCUGACAGUGAGCCAGAUGCACCAGGGAGGCAGGUUGCACAGUGCAGGCCUGGGAGGGGGAGUCAGAAAGGACACUAGGAGAUAUAUUACCAGUAAUCCCCAACUGAUAGAGAUGGUUAGGAGUAAAGGGAACACCAUUCACCGCUAUCCCUGCAUGCCCCCCUUGUCCUCCUCACCCUUCCUCAGCCCGAGUCUUGUGAACCCCAAUGCAGCCACCUCACGGGGUGACAAAGGCCCCCGGCCGUAUCACUCCGCCACCCUGCCCGCUAAGUUGAAGAGCAAUCCUGACUUGCAUGCUCAGAGACCCGCUGACAGUCUUGAAGUAAGGCCCAGUGGCACAGAGAGGAGGAGCUCCUUUUCGGGCCUCGAGAGUGAGUUAGAGAGGGGCGCCAUCGACCUUGAGGUCGAGCGGUUCCUGUCCCUGAGGGACAGCAUCCAUGGAGGGAGCGGGGGUGGGGGCAUGGUCCACAGGCCCCCCUCCAGGGCGCGGAGUGUGAUGUUCCACAGCGGUGCCAGCAUCUGUGGCCCAGAGGACUGGCUCAGAUCUGACUGCAGGACAAAGCAUGCCAUCCGACAGGCUCCUAACGAUUAUCUCUGUUUUUCUACUGCCCCUAGUGUAGCUCGCACAGAGCAGCUGGGGACGUCACUGGGAGCGGAAGCAGGAGAUCACCCAUCAGCUUUCACUAAGCAGGCCAGAGCCUGUGCCACGGCUCCACCCCCUCCUCCUCCGCCACCUCCUCCACCUCCCCUACCAGCCAACAUGAGCACCCACAACUCCACUGUGCCAAAGCAGGAGUCCACCAUCACAUACAGACAAAACCACAUCCAGUCAGUCACAGCCAGCCUCCACCACCAGUGCGAGCCCAAUAUGAACAGCCUCCAGAGGGGCAGGGACUCCAGUAUGAACAGCCUCCACUUGGGCAGGGAACCCAGUACCAACAGCUUGCAGCGGGACAGGGAGCCCAGCAUCAACAGCCUCCACCUGGGCAGGGAGCCCAGCAUAAACAGCCUCCACCUGGGCAGGGAGCUCAGCACCAACAGCCUGCAGCGGGACAGGGAGCACAGCACCAACAGCCUCCACCUGGGCAAGGAUCCCAGCAUCAACAGCCUGCAGCGGGGCAGGGAGCUCAGACGGAGCACCAGUAAUGUAACUGUGGGCUCCGGGAGUGUGGAGGUGCUCUUCGACAAAGGCAGAACCAAGUGCCAGCAAGGACCAGUUGACCCCAAACUACAGAGGAGACCCACGAGGAAGAGGCUGUCGAAGAGCUACUCGCAGGGCUCGGUAGCGUCCACGUGCUGGUCGGCUGGGGGUAGAGACAGCCGGAGGGCCUCAGUGAUGUUCCCCCUGCAGAAGGACACCAAGCACAUGAAGGGCUCGCAGAAGCUGGACUCGGGCAGCCCCUGGAGGUGCCACGGUCCCUUCAGCUACUGCUUCUUCAAGAGGAAGAGCCAGGCAGAGGAGGAUGAGGUAGAGGGGGGUGAGAUGGGCGAGAGGUCCAGGCGCUGCCGUGGCAGGGAAAUGGAGGAAGCAGCGUCUAUCUACAGCCCGGCCACGGACGCAGCAGGCGACCAGCUCUACAGCGAGGUCCUGACCAACAUGAGCUUCAGCGACCGGCUGUCGCGCAUUAACACGCUCAAAGACCGCAUGUACGUCUUCCCCGUUGGCUUCUCGGACGUACGCCGCGACGCCAGCGAGCUCAUUGCCCUAGUGCGCUCAAGCGUAGGCAGGGGGGACCGCAGCGGCCAGGUGCCACAGAUCACAGCCGACCUGUCCCAAUACAAGCAGCUGCUGUCAAUCGAGUCUAAAGAGCUGGGGCGGGCAUGUCGCAGGAUGGCCCAGGCCCACGGCAGCCCAGAGGAGAUGCUGCUAGCCAUCACCUGCAGUUUCCAGGUGCUGUGCUGCCUGUCUGAGGCCUGCAUGUGCCUGGUGAGGGGCCUGAGGGCAUCAGCCGCCCAACAGCAGAGGGAAGUGGUGGCCAAGGUGGACGAGCUGGUCAUGAACUACAUCUGCCUGCUGCGUGCAGCUGAGGCGGCGUCCAUCGGAGCGCCCAGCGACCACAGCGUCAAUGCCCUGGUCCGCCACUCCAGCACCAUGUCAGCCAUCGCCAACGCACUCACCCGCUCCCUCAAAACGCUGCUUAGCAAGUAGUAGGACGUCCAGCUGACGGCAACGUCUUUUAGUGUUAUGUACAUUAUACAAAGCCAUACAAGACCAGGCCUUUGUAAUAAGAACUGAUGUUAUUAUAGACACCCUUCUUCUUGUGUACAAUUUAUUGUCUAUGUAUAUAAUGUACAUACAGUACAUAUGAUACACUAUAUGAAUAUAUAAAUUGCUAUAGACAUUUGAAAGGUCAUUGGGAAGACAUGUACUCUUUAAUGUGAUAUUGAUGAUGCAGUUCUAUGUUGCAGUGUGGAGAGGAUUGACGUACCGGAGCACUGCAUUUAACACUCCUUAUUUCUAAAUUAUGUUGACAUGUUUUAAAAAAAAAAUAACAAAUACAGAGGGCAUAAAACAAUAA